Molecule: messenger RNA, 3622 nt
Organism: Electrophorus electricus (electric eel)
Lineage: Eukaryota; Metazoa; Chordata; Actinopteri; Gymnotiformes; Gymnotidae
Gene: ankrd13c
Product: ankyrin repeat domain 13C
Biological process (GO): protein retention in ER lumen
Cellular component (GO): cytoplasm
Molecular function (GO): signaling receptor binding
Source: RefSeq, a predicted model, not a curated record
CCGUUUUAGCUAGCAUGACACUAUCACGGGUGGAACAUGAAAGUAGUCUUUCGUUUAAUUUUCGGCAUGUUGUGAAAAUCCGUUUCUGAUGCCGAGUGUUACAGUUGAUUGAUUAGAAGUUUUAAUGUGGUGCGAGUCAUUGUUGUGCGACCAUCAACUGGCGCUGUUAGCAGCGACGACUUGCACUCAUUUUUCCAGGGUCAAAGACAAACUGCAUCCUUUUCUUUUUUUACUGCUAGUUUGAAAGAUGACAGGAGAAAAGAUCCGCUCCCUCCGCAAGGACCACAAACCGGGCAAGGAGGAGGAUUUACUAGAACCAGACGAGGAAGCUGCGACCGGGACGUUCACCUCGUCAACCAGGACUAGUAGCAAAGGCAGAGCCACCAAGAUCUUUAGCAACCAUAAGAUAAUCAAAUCCACGUCCCAGCACAACAAUCAGCAACAGCAAUCGCAAAUCAACGCCAACACUAAUAGUAUCACCAGUUCGGAGGCCGUGGAUGAUAAAAACAAAAACCCGAUUAUUCGAACCGGCGAAGAUUUCCCGGUGCACGAAUGUGUGUUCAAAGGGGACGUGCGACGAUUAUCAUCACUUAUCCGGACCCAGAGCAUUGCACAGAAAGAUGUGCAUGGAAACACUCCUCUUCAUCUGGCUGUGAUGAUGGGACAUAAAGAAUGUGCCCACCUCCUGCUGGCCCACAAUGCACCAGUGAAAGUCAAAAACGCUCAGGGAUGGAGUCCUUUGGCGGAGGCCAUCAGCUACGGAGACCGACAGAUGAUCACAGCACUGCUACGGAAGCUGAAGCAGCAGUCCAGAGAGAGCGUGGAGGACAAGAGGCCGCGGCUGCUCAAAGCCCUUAAAGAGCUUGGGGACUUCUAUUUGGAGCUUCACUGGGAUUUUCAAAGCUGGGUGCCUUUACUGUCUAGAAUUUUGCCCUCUGAUGCCUGCAAGAUCUACAAGCAGGGGAUAAAUAUCAGGUUGGACACUACCCUCAUCGACUUCACGGAUAUGAAAUGCCAGAGAGGGGACCUGAGCUUCAUCUUCAAUGGCGACGCCAUCCCCUCCGAGUCCUUCGUGGUGCUCGACAAUGAACAGAAGGUGUACCAGCGGAUACACCACGAGGAGUCGGAGAUGGAGACAGAGGAAGAGGUGGACAUCUUGAUGAGCAGCGACAUCUACUCAGCCACCCUCUCUACCAAGUCCAUCACCUUUUCCCGAGCGCAGACAGGGUGGCUCUUCCGCGAAGACAAAACCGAGCGUGUUGGCAAUUUCCUAGCCGAUUUCUACCUGGUCAACGGCCUGGUCCUAGAAUCCAGGAAGCGGAGGGAACACCUGAGUGAGGAGGACAUUCUGAGGAACAAGGCCAUCAUGGAGAGCCUUAGCAAAGGGGGGAGCCUCAUCGAGCAGAACUUCGAACCGGCCAGACGACAGUCCUUGACUGCUCCUGCUCCGAGCUCCAUUUCCUGGGAAGAGUACAUUACAGCUGAGGCUGGGAAGGCCCCCCACCUGGGAAGGGAGCUUGUGUGCAAAGAGAACAAGAAAAAUUUCAAAGCAACUGUAGCCAUGAGUCAAGACUUCCCUCUGGGCAUUGAGUCAUUAUUGAAUGUUUUGGAAGUGAUUGCCCCCUUCAAGCACUUUAAUAAACUCCGAGAAUUUGUUCAGAUGAAACUACCGCCAGGCUUCCCGGUAAAAUUAGACAUCCCGGUGUUUCCCACCAUCACGGCAACCGUGACUUUUCAGGAGUUCCGCUAUGACGAAUUCGAGGAGUCCAUUUUUACCAUCCCCAACGACUACAAAGAGGAUCCCAGUCGCUUCCCAGACCUCUGACCUCUCUCUCUCUCUCUCUCUCUCUCUCUCUCUCUCUCUCUCUCUCUCUCUCUCUCUCUCUCUCUCUUUCUCUCUCUCUCUCUCACACACACACAUUGCCUGUUUUCCACCCCUCCUUUCUCUCCCUAUCUGUCUCCUUCCACCCCGAGUUUCUGUGUCCUUUCUGUGUUCUCCUCUAACAUGCCAGAUCGAUGUACUCUCCAGGGGGGAACAACAACUAUCCAACUUGUGAGCCCUGAUAUGAGCGUCAUCUCUGAGGAUCAAAGUGUCACACUUGGCUUUAGAAAUGCAGGCAGAAUUAAUUUCCUGUCUAAAAUACUGUGAUAUUGGUCUAGAGGGAUUGCGCCAAACCGUCGUGUAGUAACACUGAGUGAAACCGCGCCCAGAACCUCAGUGUGCGGAUGAGAGCUGCCGGCUGCCCUAAUGGUGUAGUGAGGAGCAUGAACAGGCACCGUUCCAGUGCACUCUGGGUUUCCUCCCACCCUCUCAGAACUGCAGACACUCCAGUGUAGCUCUCUGUACACAGUGAUAAUGCAUCAGAAACACAAUAUCCUGAAGGUGGAAACCCUCCCAGUCCGAAUGGCAGGAAAUCAGGCAUUAUAAGUUCUGUAUUUAUGUAAGCCUUGUUUUCAUAUAUCUUUGUAAGAAAAAAGAAAAAAAAAAAAAAAAAACGUUACAAAAUUGUACUCUUCACAUAAAGGAAAAGAAAAUGUGUGUCUGUACAAUGGUGGGGGAGAAAAUUACCUGUAUAUGAUUUGCGUUGUAUGAAAACUGUCACAAAAUAUAAUCGGUAUGUUCUUUCUACAGAUGUAAAUACUUCUAUUAGGAUAGGAGUUCUUUUGGUCAUUUGUGUUUCAGGAAGCGCCUGGAAAACUGUCCUUUCGUAGUAGGGUGUGGAGGAACACUCCAUCUUUACGCAAAGCUUUAUACGGAAUUAUUCUGUUACGCCUCUUUUCCUUGGUUUGUAUGAUGCCCUGUGAUUGGUCAUCUCUUCUUCUGUUUCACCCUUGACUGCGUGGGACCACCCCAGUUCCCCAAUGGGCACACACCUGUUUACACUCAUGCCGCCCAGCUAGUGGAUGGCUGAACACUCCGGAACCCCCUCCUGUUGCGUUCGUCCCAGUGGCAGGCAUUCAUUUCUUAAACGUGUAUGAUUUCAGAUCAAUCUAUAUAGUUUUUGUUUAGACCUCUUAGCUGGACUUCAGCCAUUGAAUGCAAAUGCAUUGUUUAUUUCCAUCUUUAUCAAUGGAUGUAGAUAUAACACUUUCGAGAUUAGAAUUUUUGACACCUAUACUGACAGCCAUUUGGUAAGGUAGUAGUGUAUAAAAAAAUGUUUGAGUACAUUUUUAAUUAGCCCCUAAGAUAUAUAUAUAUAUGUGACUUCCUUAACUGGAGAUUUUGGCUUGAGGCUUUUGCUGUGUGCAGCAGAAGAAAACAGAAGAAUGGUCAAAUUUGCACCAGCAAACAUCGUUAGAAUGGUUCUGAAUAGAAAUAUUUUAUUUAUAUAACCAGUGUGUUUCCUUUUUUUAAUGUACACUGGAUUUUGGCCUUCAAGUGGCCACAAGUUUUAAUAUGCUUCCAAGCCUCACUACUGGUUAGUGUGGCAAAUUCUUGUAGACAUUUCUUUUCUACCAGCUUCAGGUCUUUUUGUUGUUUUUCUCUAGACUUUAGUUUGCGCCUUGAACUCUGAACCUGGUUUUGACAGAAAAACAUGGACAAACUAGUUGUACAAUGAAAACCUUGUAUGCCACACUUUUUCAUAAAGGAUUAUACUUAAUAAAAUGUCUGUGUACCAAA